AUGGCGGGCACGACAACUGUGGUGACACUUCUCCUCGUGCCCGUUCUGGUAUUCUUCCUCUGGCACAUGACAGCGAGCUCAAUCCCACCCGUGCCAUCCAACCUCCGCAACAAGCGCAUCAUCCUCUUGAUCGCACACCCAGACGAUGAAUCCAUGUUCUUCUCCCCUACACUGCAGGCCCUCACACAUCCGUCACUACAAAACCAUCUUAAGAUUCUAUGCAUGAGCACGGGCGACAGCGAAGGGCUGGGCGAGACCCGGCGCAAGGAGAUUGAGGCCGCAGCUGUGACGUUGGGUGUGCGACGGAGGGAAGACGUUUUCGUGCUCAACGACGACCGCUUCAAGGAUGGCAUGAAUGAGACAUGGCGACCGGAAGAAAUCGUUCGCGUCCUGGCCAGCGCAUUCGCGCCACACUUAAACGCCACACUUCCCGCCAACACCACUACCACCACCACCGCCUCCUCUGAACCCCCAUCAUCAGAUAAAGAGAAAGAGAAAGACCGCCGGAAAUCCAAAAGCCAGAAACACAGCAAAAGCGCCUCGUCAUCCGCAACCCCUCCGCCAGCAGCACAGAACAUGCCUGCCGGCCCUCGCGCCACCAUCGACGUCCUCAUCACGUUUGACGCACAAGGCAUCUCAUCCCACCCGAACCACAUCGCACUGUACCACGGCGCGAAGCAAUUCAUCCAGUCCAUCAUGAAAGGACAUUCAGGCUAUGCCUGCCCCGUGGCACUAUACACGCUACCGACGGUCAAUAUGGCGCGCAAAUACAGUUUCAUCCUCGACGCCGUCCCGACACUGCUGGGAGGUAUCUACGGCUCCGUUUUCGGGGGCAGCAAGAAACAGACCAUCGCGUCGAGCGAGGCCAAGCAGGACACCGCGGCGGAGAGGACGGUGUUCGUCAAUGACAUCCCUCGCUACUGGAAGGCGCGCGAGGCAAUGGUCUCCGGCCAUAAGAGCCAGAUGGUCUGGUUCCGCUGGGGUUGGAUCUCGUUGGGUCGCUAUAUGGUCGUUAAUGAUUUGAGGUCGGAGCGGGUCGUUGCAUCGUGA
Molecule: messenger RNA, 1050 nt
Organism: Exophiala bonariae
Lineage: Eukaryota; Fungi; Ascomycota; Eurotiomycetes; Chaetothyriales; Herpotrichiellaceae
Exons: 1
Coding region: 1-1050 (349 amino acids)
Biological process (GO): GPI anchor biosynthetic process
Cellular component (GO): endoplasmic reticulum
Molecular function (GO): N-acetylglucosaminylphosphatidylinositol deacetylase activity
Source: RefSeq, a predicted model, not a curated record